CUGUUCUCACUUCUAUGCUUCCCACCGCCACCUCUUAUCGGCAUAUACAACUCGAGUACUGUGGGCAACAGCUAGAGCACUACUGUACAAGCUCUGCAACCGGCGAUAAAUGUCAACUUUGCGGAUAUGGAGGACAAGACCAGCACUUGGAGGGAUACGAUCUCGUUGUUUUCUUGAGCACCGCAAGAGAAGUUUUGGAUGAUACAGGGAAGACCGCGUUUCAAAAUCAUCUCAAUAAGGUCAGUAAUAUGCUCAAUACGACCAUUUAUGGAAGGCACUCGGAACUCGAUAUCUUUCCGGAUGCUUAUUUUGAUUAUCAUCCCGAGUCUCAAAAUGCCACCAUCGUGGUGUUGGACGCGUCUCGUCCCAGUACGAAGAGCCUUCCUACCGAUUGGCCAGCCCGGUGUCGUACCGUUGAAUUAUCUCAGUGGUAG
Messenger RNA from Guyanagaster necrorhizus, 434 nucleotides. RefSeq lists its product as uncharacterized. The coding region runs from base 15 to 434 and encodes 139 amino acids. The transcript is spliced from 5 exons. NCBI's taxonomy places the organism in Eukaryota, Fungi, Basidiomycota, Agaricomycetes, Agaricales, Physalacriaceae. The record is from RefSeq and is a predicted model, not a curated record.